CUGUCCGUUUCUCUCUGCUUUCAGACAUUCAGGCGAGAUGGUAAAGACCUGUUCAUGAACCACAAGCUGGGGCUGGUGGAGGCGCUGUGCGGUUUCCAGUUCAUGCUCAAACACUUAGACGGGAGACAGAUCGUUGUGAAGUACCCCGCUGGCAAAGUCAUCGAACCAGCCGCAGUCAGGGUGGUGCGAGGAGAGGGCAUGCCACAGUACCGUAACCCCUUUGAGAAGGGAGACCUGUAUGUCAAGUUUGAUGUCCAGUUCCCAGAGAAUAACUGGAUCAGCCCCGAGAAGCUUGUGGUACGAUAUUACCUCUUUAACUGUUCACUAUCAUCUUUUAGCAUUCUUUGGCUCAUUACAGUGUGUAGAAAUACAUAUUCAGAACAGCUUUGAGCUCCAUCUAAUGCUGCAUACUCCAACAGUGUUGUUUAUAACGUGUGUACUUAUCAUGACGUAUGGAGUCAGAGUUAGAGCUAGACAUCCCAGAAUGAUUUAGCAACCUCAGCAGCAACUCAAAUCUUAAACACACAUUUAGAUUUCCCUCUGAAGCGUUUCUUUGUAGAUUUGCAUAAGGGAAACUGUACAAUAAGCUUUUGGCUCUAGUCUUUCUUCCUUAAUGUACAGUGAGCAUACACACCUCACCUUCUGCAUUCAUAUCAUUUCUAAUGUAUUAUUGAAAGGCUGGAGAUUAUAAAUGCAGCUGAAUGUAUACAAUUAAUUCAAGGAUUAGCUAUUUUGUUUAUGGAUAAGGUCAUUGUUUGAGCACUUGCAUUCAUAUGGAAACACUUUUUAUUCUCCUAUAAGAUGUGGAACUCUGAGUGUUAAAGGUCCCAUGUCAUGCGUUUCUGGUUAUUA
Molecule: messenger RNA, 852 nt
Organism: Notothenia coriiceps (black rockcod)
Lineage: Eukaryota; Metazoa; Chordata; Actinopteri; Perciformes; Nototheniidae
Product: dnaJ homolog subfamily A member 2-like
Exons: 2
Coding region: 55-390 (111 amino acids)
Biological process (GO): protein folding
Molecular function (GO): Hsp70 protein binding
Source: RefSeq, a predicted model, not a curated record